AUGGGGGAUUCUGGUGGAGAAAUAAUUCACUGUGGACCAUGUGAGUAUGAAAAUGUUACUAAGAAGGCAGCAAAAUGGUGCUCUGACUGUGAUGAAGGGUAUUGUGACGAAUGUUUGAGAUUGCAUAAAGCUGCAAAAAUGUCCAGACAACAUCAUUUGGUUACAGUUUCAGAAUACCUGAAGGUUGGACAAAUGACAAUUCCACAGAUUUGUCAAGUACAUCAGAAAACCUAUGAAUAUUUCUGCCCAGGGCAUGACAGCGUGAUUUGUAUUUUAUGUGUUCAGUCAGAACACAGUAAAUGCCAAGAUCUAUUAUCCCUAAAGGAUGCCGCAAAGGGAGCCAAAACAUCUACUGCACUGAUUGACUUAGAACUAAAUAUUGAUAAUUUAAUGGAAAAUAUCGAAAACGGAUUAAAGUUCCAAGACAAAAAUUUAGGUAGUAUUUUAGAAACCGAAAAAGGUAUAAAGAUGGCAAUACAGGCAGAACAUGAAGAAAUUAUUUUGUAUUUUGAUAGACUGCUUAAAAAAACACUGAUCCAGUUGACAGCGAAAUACGGACAUUGUCAGCAAGAAAUAUCGUCUUCGAAAAGUACAUUACUCAAAAAACAAACACAGCUUAGAUAUAUCAAGGAUAGAAUUUUUCAGAUGAAAACAUGUUUAUCUGAUGUUCAAGCCUUUGUCGGAAUAAAAACUAUGACAGAAAACUCGAACAAAGAAAAAGAAAUAGUUAAAUCACUAGUGACUGAUAUGUCAUCUUUGGUCCUUAAAUUUGAAACAAAUCUUAAGAUUCAAUCCAGUUUAGAGAACAUAGAGAUGUAUGGCACAACUACUAUGGCUACAUCAAAGAGUUGCGAAACGUUUGUUGAACCAAAGGUAGAACAAGCCCAACUCAAAAUCACGUCUGUGAAGAGCGUAGAGACUAUUCAAUUAAAGCUUAAAAACAUAAUAAAUCUCGAAGGCGUCCCUUGCGAUAUAAUUAACUGUUUGAUUUUACCAAAUAAACAAAUAAUGAUUUGGGAUCUAAACAAAGUGUUUUUGAAUAUUUAUAAUGAGAAUGGAUCGCAUGAUCGUGAUAUCGCACUUCCAUUUCCUCCAUUUGAUGCAACUAUCAUAGGUCGCAGUAAAAUUGUCGUUACAUUUACCGACAAAAAUAUUGCUAUCGUCGACAUUGCCUCUGAUCGAAUUGAACGGAAUAUUGAACUCGAUGUUUUAAACUGGAUUUGGGGUAUAUCACACGAUAAUGGGAAGUUGUAUGUUGUAUCAUAUGAGCAGGGGAUUAAUGUUUUAGAUCUAUCUGGAUGCUUUAUUAAUAAUUAUCCAGUAGACGUUGAAAAUGUAUAUAACCUGGUGACUUCUUCAGGAAAUGUUAUAUAUUCUAAUGACGAGGGAGAUCUGGUUUGUUUAGGCAAAGAUGGAAGUCAAUCAUGGGUUUAUUGUAAUAGUGAUUUAAAGCAUAGUAACCAUUCUUCAAGUAUUACAGCAGACGCAAGAGGCAAUGUAUAUGUAGCUGGUGAGCAGUCAAAUGUCAUUAUGGCUAUAUCGAAUAAUGGCAAAACCCAGCAGAUUAUCCUAACUGACAAGGACGGUCUUGAAAACCCAAGUGCAAUUUAUUACAGUAAAGAAUACAAUCUGUUAUUAGUCUGCAAUAGACAAAAUAGACACGCAGCUGUGUAUGAAGUUCGUUGGUAA
This is a messenger RNA of Mytilus trossulus (common blue mussel), 1689 nucleotides long. RefSeq lists its product as uncharacterized. NCBI's taxonomy places the organism in Eukaryota, Metazoa, Mollusca, Bivalvia, Mytilida, Mytilidae. The transcript has a single exon. The record is from RefSeq and is a predicted model, not a curated record. The coding region runs from base 1 to 1689 and encodes 562 amino acids. Gene Ontology annotation, molecular function: protein binding.